This is a messenger RNA of Gossypium arboreum, 2136 nucleotides long. Its product is annotated as probable methyltransferase PMT15. Gene Ontology annotation, cellular component: endosome; cytoplasm; trans-Golgi network. The transcript is spliced from 6 exons. NCBI's taxonomy places the organism in Eukaryota, Viridiplantae, Streptophyta, Magnoliopsida, Malvales, Malvaceae. The record is from RefSeq and is a predicted model, not a curated record. The coding region runs from base 86 to 1975 and encodes 629 amino acids. Gene Ontology annotation, molecular function: methyltransferase activity.
AUAUGCCUAUGCUUGUCUUAGUUUUGAGUCUCUUGUCUCUGACCUCAUUUUUCUUCUUAUUAUUGGAAGCUUAAUUUCUUCGUCAAUGGCCGCAACUAGAUUCCUCUCUCACAUUACGAUUUUUAAUUCCAAAAACUCCAACCUUUAUUCCAUCACCAUCCUCGCCAUUCUUUGCACCAUUUUCUACCUCAUUGGAAUAUGGCAACACUCUUUAGGCCCUAUCCCCAUCCCCAACUCCUCCUCAUCGGUCUCCGGCUUCCUCUCCUCCGCCCCUUGCUAUUCCCUCCACACCACCCAACUCGACUUCAUGCCCCACCACCUCCCCCACGAUCCAACUCCCGCCACCACGCGUGUACCUCACUUCCCUCCUUGUAACAUCUCCUUCUCCGAGUACACCCCAUGCGAGGACGCUCGGAGGUCACUGAAAUUCGACAGGGACAUGCUCAUAUACAGACAGCGCCACUGUCCCGAAAGGAACGAGUUGUUAAAGUGUCGGAUACCAGCUCCGUACGGUUACAAGGUUCCUUUUAGGUGGCCUGAGAGUAGAGAGUUUGCAUGGUUUGCUAACGUUCCGCAUAAAGAGCUGACUGUCGAAAAAAAGGCUCAGAAUUGGGUUAAGGUAGAAGGGGAGAAAUUUAGAUUUCCCGGUGGCGGCACCAUGUUCCCACGCGGAGCUGAUGCUUAUAUUGACGAUAUCGAUAAAUUGAUAAAUCUCAAAGAUGGUUCCAUAAGAACAGCCAUUGAUACCGGCUGCGGGGUAGCGAGUUGGGGGGCAUACUUAUUAUCAAGGAACAUUAUAGCAAUGUCAUUUGCACCAAGAGACACCCAUGAAGCUCAAGUGCAAUUCGCUCUGGAACGUGGCGUCCCUGCCUUGAUCGGAGUCCUUGCUUCCAUUAGGCUUCCUUAUCCUUCAAGAGCUUUCGACAUGGCCCAUUGCUCUCGUUGCCUCAUCCCUUGGGACAACUAUGAUGGGAUAUAUUUAAUUGAAGUAGAUAGGAUCCUACGCCCUGGUGGGUAUUGGAUUCUAUCAGGGCCACCAAUCAACUGGGAAAAUCAUUGGAAAGGUUGGAAUAGAACGGCUGAUGAUUUGAAAGCAGAACAGUCUCGAAUCGAGACUGUGGCUAAAUCCCUCUGCUGGAAAAAAAUUGUACAAAAGGGUGAUAUUGCCAUUUGGCAAAAACCCACCAAUCAUAUCCAUUGCAAAGCAACCAGGAAGGUUUUCAAGCAGCCAAGGUUUUGCCAAACUCAGAACCCUGACAUGGCCUGGUACACAAAAUUGGAGAAAUGUUUAACCCCAUUGCCUCAAGUAUCUGAAAUAAAGGAAAUUGCAGGUGGGCAAUUACCAAAAUGGCCACAGAGGCUGAAUGCAAUCCCUCCAAGGAUCAGCAGUGGAAGUUUAACAGGAGUUACAGGAAACAACUUUGUAGAGAACACAGAGCUAUGGAAGGAGAGAGUAGCAUAUUAUAAGAAAAUAGACUAUCAGCUAGCACAGACAGGGCGAUACCGCAACUUGUUGGAUAUGAAUGCAUAUUUGGGAGGCUUUGCAGCAGCUCUUGUCGAUGACCCCGUCUGGGUCAUGAACGCUGUACCCGUUGAGGCUGACCAGCUCAACACUCUUGGAGUUAUCUAUGAACGUGGAUUAAUUGGAACUUACCAAAAUUGGUGUGAGGCAAUGUCUACUUAUCCUAGAACCUACGAUUUUAUUCAUGCAGACACCAUUUUCAGUCUCUACAAAGACAGUUGUGACACGGAGGAUAUUCUUCUAGAAAUGGAUAGGGUUUUACGACCAGAAGGCGGUGUAAUCAUUAGAGACGAUGUGGACGUGUUGUUGAAAAUCAAGAAAAUCAUAGACGUUAUGCAAUGGGAGGGAAGAAUUGCAGACCAUGAAAAGGGACCCCAUGAAAGAGAGAAGAUUCUUUUUGCAGUUAAGCAAUAUUGGACUGCACCACCAUUGGCACCCAAACAUGACCAAUAAGGAAUUAAUAAAGCUUCAUAGCUGCCAUAAAAAGUUUGUUCUGCUUUCUUGUUUCCUUCUUCUAUUUUUUUUCUUAAUUAUUUAAUUUUCAUUUUUUUUAUGCCUUAAUUCUUUUCCCAGUAAUGUGAUGGUUGCAUAGAAAUGUAUCAUGGCUACCUAAA